GCAUCUGGCGAGUGGCUGUCUUCCGAGAAGUGGGCGGCUACUUUCGAGGGCGACAGGAAGUGGCGGCUGAGUUUCUACGAGGUCUGUCGGCGCACGCGGCCCCUCUCCAUCUUCGUGCCAGGCGUGAUUCUCGUGAAGGAGCUGAUCGCCGACGUGAACACCUUCGACGGCGCGGCGGCGACGAUGGCGACGCGGGCGGCGGCGCGCGCGGCCGUGGACGAGGCCGCGGCCGCCGCGGGCGAGGCGGCGACGGCGACGACGCCGCUUGUGGCGGUGCUCGCGGCCGAGGGCGAGGCGGCGCGCGAGGCCGCCGUGGGGCAGUUCGACGCCGAGGCGGCCGCGGGCGUGCUCCUCGACCAGGGCUCCGAGCGCGAGGCGGGCUCCGAGCGCGACGAGGCCGACGCUGGCGAGGACUCCGAGUUCGGCGAGGCCCACGAGUUCGACGAGGACG
Molecule: messenger RNA, 451 nt
Organism: Prorocentrum cordatum
Lineage: Eukaryota; Dinophyceae; Prorocentrales; Prorocentraceae
Source: the annotation of a GenBank genome assembly